GAGUAACUUGCGCCGCCGCCGCCUCCUCUUCUUCUAAAAAUAUAUAAAUCUAUAUAAAUAAAAAGGGGAAGGAGGAGCAGGAAGACGAGGGAGGAGAGAAGAGACUGCAAGAUUUCGCCCGCCUCUCCAAGUCCAAGUCUCCCAGCCCCCCACAGCAUCCGAGGAGGAGGCCCCGUUAGGGUUUCCAACCGCACCGGAGGUACCCUUCCGAUCCGCACAAUGCUGCUGUGAUGGACCAUCCUUUCAACACGCCAGGUCCUGCCGUGCCCCCUGCCUCCAAGCCGAGGCAGAUGGCAGCAAGUAACAACCCUUGGAGGAUCCCUCAACCACAGCUGCUCAACACACGCGCUGGCUUGGGCGAUGCAAGCCUCUUCUCAUCCUCGCUGCCGCUUCUUCCUCAUGAGAAAUUGAACUUUCCUGAUUCUGCACAUGGUACCCCGUCAAUAGAUGACACUUCUGCCAAAAUCAAAGUGCUUGAUGAUGACCCAGAAGAGAAGGACUACCCGUUUGAUUUUGAUCUUCGCCAGAUAGAUGACUUGCUGCCUGACGAAGAUGAGUUUUUCGCUGGGAUAACAGAUGAGAUCGAACCAGUUGGGAAGACAAAUAACACGGAAGAAUUGGAAGAGUUUGAUGUAUUUGGCAGCGGAGGGGGCAUGGAGCUGGACUUGGAUCCUCUGGAGAGCGUCACAGCUAGUUUCGCGAAUUCAAGUAUUGCUGAUGGGGCUAGAGGCAAUGGGGUCAGCCCUUUUGGUGUCCCAAGCGCUGUCGGGACUGUGGCUGGGGAGCAUCCAUAUGGAGAACACCCUUCCAGAACAUUGUUUGUAAGGAACAUCAAUAGCAAUGUCGAGGACUCUGAACUGCGCACUUUGUUUGAGCAAUAUGGGGAUAUCAGAACCCUCUACACUGCAACAAAGCACAGGGGUUUUGUAAUGAUAUCUUAUUUUGAUAUCCGGUCGGCACGCAACGCAAUGCGUGCGUUGCAGAACAAGCCUCUGAGGAGGAGAAAGCUGGACAUCCAUUUUUCCAUCCCAAAGGAGAAUCCAUCUGACAAAGAUUUAAACCAGGGAACUCUUGUUAUAUUUAACUUGGACCCGUCAGUUUCUAAUGAAGAGGUUCGCCAGAUUUUCGGGGCAUAUGGGGAAGUAAAAGAGAUAAGAGAGACACCAAACAAAAAGCAUCAUAAGUUUAUAGAGUUCUAUGAUGUAAGAGCAGCAGAGGCUGCUCUUCGGUCACUUAAUAAAAGUGAGAUAGCUGGAAAGAGAAUCAAGUUGGAACCAAGUCGUCCUGGUGGAACACGUAGAAACUUGAUGCAGCAGCUUGGUCAUGAUUUGGACCAAGAGGAGCCCAGAAGCUAUAGACAUCCUCAUGUUGGUUCACCAAUUGCUAACUCUCCUCCAGGGGUAUGGGCUCACUAUAGUAGUCCAACAGACAACAAUAUGUUGCAGGCUUUCAACAGGUCUCCAACUGGAAAUGGAAUGAGUCCCAUCGGAAUGCCUUCGCUAAUGUCAAAUGCUGUAAAGAUUGCACCUAUUGGGAAGGAUAGCAAUCGGUCUAAAUAUGAUCAAGUAUUCUCAAAUGGUAACCAGUCCCUGGGAACUGCAUUCCAGCACUCCCACUCAUACCAGGAUCGCAACAGUGAACAUUUGAAUUCUAGUCCUGGGACUUUAUCUGGCCCCCAAUUUCUCUGGGGUAGUCCGAAGCCCUAUUCAGAAACCUCUCAAUCCCCUGUUUGGCGUCCACCAGCAAUUGGGUCUGCAUUGCCAUCCAGUAGCCGCUCUCAGGGGCAAGGCUUCUUGCACAGCAGCCGUCAGGCUUCGUUAUUUGGGUCUUCAGAUCAGCACCACCACCAUCAUGUUGGUUCUGCCCCUUCAGGUGCUCGAUUUGAGAGCCAUUUUGGCUUCUUACCUGAAUCGCCAGAGACAUCUUUUAUGAAACAAGUCAGGUUCGGGAACAUGGGAAAUAUUGGUACUGGCAGAAACGGGGCUGGCCUGAUGCUGAACUUGGCUGGCCGUCCUUCUUUGAGUCCUGUUUCUUCUCUGAGUGGAAGUCUGACAGAUAAUAGUUCUAGUAACUUCAGACCGAUGCUGUCACCGAGAUUGGGACAUGCAUUCUACAGUAACCCCACAUACCAAGGUCCUGGCUCUUUCGGACUUGACAGCUCGAUUGACCGGCGUAACCGCCGAGUUGACAGCAGUGCGCUCCAAGUCGAUAGCAAGAGGCAGUACCAGCUUGAUUUGGAGAAGAUUAGCAAAGGCGAUGAUACUAGGACGACAUUGAUGAUUAAAAACAUUCCAAACAAAUAUACAUCUAAGAUGCUUUUGGCUGCGAUUGAUGAACUUCACAAAGGGACUUAUGACUUCUUCUACCUGCCGAUUGAUUUUAAGGUACUGGACUUCAUGUUCAUUUGCGCUGCUGUUUUUCACGGGUAUAUUUUGAUAGCCAGCAACUAUUUUUUAAAUUAUGUGUUGCCUAUGCAGAACAAAUGCAAUGUUGGAUAUGCAUUCAUUAACAUGAUAUCACCAACACACAUUAUAUCAUUCUACCAGGCAUUUAAUGGGAAGAAAUGGGAGAAGUUCAACAGUGAGAAAGUAGCCUCCUUGGCUUAUGCUAGAAUCCAAGGACGGACCGCGCUGAUAUCACAUUUUCAGAAUUCAAGCUUGAUGAAUGAGGAUAAGAGGUGCCGGCCGAUUCUUUUCCAUCCCAAUGGUCUGGAAUCUGGAAAUCAGGAAGCGUUUCCUAUCAAUGGCAUAUGCAUCCACAUGCCUGUGGAAGAUGGGACAGGUGAUUCACUUGACGAUGAAGACGACGUGAAGGCAGGAGGAGAGAGCUCCAUGCAUAUGGCCGGGAGCUUGUGAUGAUGACGACCAUAAAUAUAAAUCUAACUGUCUAGAGUGAAGGUAUCGACCCCCAAAUUGUAUAAAGAAAGAGGUGGAUUUUGUGCCGUGGUGUGGCAUGGGAUAUCUAGUGGUUUUUGUGGCAACUGAUGUCGAAAGCCUGGAAGCGAGCUUGCAGUUGGAGCUGGGAGCUUGCUAGUGCUUAUUAGGCCGGCCCGCCCGCACCCCUGUGUACAGAUAGAUGUGAUUGGAUCCAUGCUUGCUCGCUUGCUUUUGGUUGUCAUGCUGUAAGGAGACAUUUGGACAAACUGUACAGUGAAAACUUUGUGUUGAUCGAUUCUGCAAGAAUUCUUUCUGAUCCAGCAACUACUGCUAUGUAUGCAGUAGUAUU
This is a messenger RNA of Panicum virgatum (switchgrass), 3225 nucleotides long. Its product is annotated as protein MEI2-like 2. The record is from RefSeq and is a predicted model, not a curated record. The transcript has 12 exons. Bases 231 to 2855 code for a protein of 874 amino acids. NCBI's taxonomy places the organism in Eukaryota, Viridiplantae, Streptophyta, Magnoliopsida, Poales, Poaceae. Gene Ontology annotation, molecular function: RNA binding.